Messenger RNA from Ylistrum balloti, 447 nucleotides. Its product is annotated as monocarboxylate transporter 12-B-like. Lineage: Eukaryota; Metazoa; Mollusca; Bivalvia; Pectinida; Pectinidae. The transcript has 3 exons. Gene Ontology annotation, biological process: transmembrane transport. Bases 1 to 447 code for a protein of 148 amino acids. Gene Ontology annotation, molecular function: transmembrane transporter activity. The record is from RefSeq and is a predicted model, not a curated record.
AUGUUCCUAGUAUACGGUGGAAUUCUGGGAAUGUUUACAGGGAUCUUUGGAGCUCUGCUUUCUGUCGUGACAGUGGACAUAGUGGGAAAGGCUAAUCUUAACAUGGCGUUCGGCACGCUGUCUUUCUUUCACGGGAUCACAUUUACAUUAGGAACGCCCAUCGCAGGUUGGAUAGCGGAUGAGAGCGGGGGUUAUGAGGAAGGAUUAUAUUUCGCCGCUGUUGUGUUUGCUACCGGAAGUUUAAUUUCAUUCUGCAUCUACAUCCGGCAGAGCCGUCAUGCUCGAUCUUUGAAGAGCUUGGUCAUCCAAAGAUCGAUCCAAAAUGGUAUACGCCUUAAAAGUGAAAAGUCGCGUCCAUUUGUCUCUUCCAUGGCAAUAAAUUUCAGGAAAGGAAUGAUCAGACGACUCUCUGUACUUAGCGAAAAUAUUGGGAACGCGCUCCCAUAA